Messenger RNA from Cornus florida, 1614 nucleotides. RefSeq names its product disease resistance protein RPP5-like. Lineage: Eukaryota; Viridiplantae; Streptophyta; Magnoliopsida; Cornales; Cornaceae. Bases 1 to 1614 code for a protein of 537 amino acids. The record is from RefSeq and is a predicted model, not a curated record. The transcript has 5 exons.
AUGUUAUGCACGAUCUUUCAAUUACUUCAAGUAACUGAAAAGGUCCAACUCCUAAAUAUUGAUGUUUUUCUAAAGACAUGUGAGCAUGACAAAUUCGCAAAACGAUCUCAAUUGCGGUAUCUCCAAAUAGAUUAUGCUACACUUCUUGUUGGGGAUUUCAAGCAUCGCUUGUUAAACUUAAGAUGGCUUCGUUGGCAAUAUUCCCCUCUGCAUUUUGAAGCAACCAAUUUUCAUAUGAAGAAACUAGUCAUACUUGAUCUAAGCCGUAGUAGGAUCCCAGAGAACUGGAAGGGUUGGAGUCAAAUUAAGAUGGCAAGUAACUUAAAAGUGCUUGACAUUUCAUACACUGAAAUACGAGAGCUACCUGAUGAAAUUAGGAUGUUAAAGAAGCUGAAAAUUAUAGAUGCACGUCGUUCUCAUUUGAGAGGAAUUCGAAGCCUACCAACAAGCAUUCAUACCCUUGACUUAGGAGAAUGCAUUUAUCUCGAAGCACUGCCAGAGCUUCCCUCAAGUUUACAAGUUCUGCGUGUAGAUUUGUGGAGUUUUCAUGGUACCCCUAAUCUUGCAAAUCUAGUUAAUCUGCAAGUCCUGCGGUGUUUUCUGAAUCCUGACAACAUGAAUCAGAUAAUUUUAAGGGAUAUUGUUAAAUUAUCCAAAUUGCAGAGGUUGGAGUUUGGAAGUAGCAACAUUAUGAUCCAGGUUGAUGCCCUUUCUCAGCAAGACCUACCAAAAAAGAUUGAUGCCCUUUCUCAGCUCAAAUUCCUCAAUCUGGUUAGAUUAUAUAUUGCUGGUGGUCUGUCAUUGGAAAUACUACCAGAUCUGUCAAAUCUGAAGCUCUUGUCGGAAUUGCGGCUUUCUGGGUGCAAUAAGCUGACAAAGAUUCAAGGGCUUGGGAAACUACAAUCAUUGACGAGUUUGAGUAUAGAAAAAUGCAUUAAACUGACAGAGAUUGAAGGACUUGGAAAUCUAGAAUUGCUAGAAAGUUUGACAAUAUGUGAGUGCAAUAAGCUGAUAGGGAUUCAAGGACUUGGAAAUCUAGUAUCACUGGCAAGUUUUUGUAUGCGUCAGUGCUUUAAAAUAGUUGAACUUUAUCUGCUCGAAUAUUCGGCACCUCUAGCAUCCUCAGAGAUGAGUGGGUACAAACACCCUGAAAAUAAACCAGAUCGGUCCAGCUUAAGCAAGUUAAAAAGAUUUGAAGUUGUUGAUUGCCGGAAUCUCAAUAAGAUCGAAGGACUACAUAUAUUGGUAUCAUUGAAAUACUUGAAUUUGUCGUUUUGCUCAUCCAUGGUAAGAAUGCCGAAUCUAUCGAACUUGAAAAUGUUGAGACACUUGCUGCUCUGUGGAUGCAUGAGCUUGCGUGAGAUUGAGGGCCUUGAGGCUUUGGAAGCCUCCUUGAAGGAACUGGACAUCAGGGGGUGCUCAUCGCUGGAAAAAGUACCGCAUCUGCCAAACACGCAUAUUCAGAAUAAACAGUUUGAUUGUGGCUUACCUGGUGACAAACUGGACAUCAGAUUGCGGCUUCCCUUUCGUACAGAUGACAAUAACUCUGCAAUUUCUGCUUCUGAAAAGCCCAAAGAUUUGAAAUACUCCAACUUCGGGUUAAAGGUUUUUUGA